Messenger RNA from Pocillopora damicornis (cauliflower coral), 411 nucleotides. RefSeq names its product dehydrin DHN4-like. The record is from RefSeq and is a predicted model, not a curated record. NCBI's taxonomy places the organism in Eukaryota, Metazoa, Cnidaria, Anthozoa, Scleractinia, Pocilloporidae.
AUGUCGUUUCCUCGAAUGCGGCGUGAUGCUGCGAUGGAUCCUGAAGAAGAUGAUCCCAUGGAGCUAGAAAACACAAUGCCUCAAGAAACAGAACUGAACGACCCAAGCCCACAGUUUAAUUUUGGCGGCAACUCUGGCACAAUUGGCCAACAGGGGGAAAACUAUGGGACGGCUAUCGGCCAGCAACACAAUAACCGGUAUGGGCGACGUCAGUUUAAUUUUGGAGGCAACUCUGGCACAAUUGGCCAACAGGGGCAGAACAUGGGGACGGCUAUUGGCCAGCAACACAAUAACCGGUAUGGGCGACGUCAGUUUAAUUUUGGAGGCAACUCUGGCACAAUUGGCCAACAGGGGCAGAACAUGGGGACGGCUAUCGGUCAGCAACACAACGGUGGAUAUUACGGAAAGUGA